CAGCUUGGCUGCAUUUCUAACAGUAUUCAUCAUGAUCACUCCAGCUUUUGAACUGAGUCAGGAUCCAGACUUCCUUAUAUUAACAAUCAAGGUACCUUAUGCACGAGUUUCAGAAUUUGAAGUCUGUUUUGAAGGGGCGGAGUUCAAAUUUUAUGCUAAACCUUACUUUCUCAGACUGGCUCUUCCUGGAAGAAUUGUAGAAGAUGGCAGAGAAAAAGCAUCAUAUGAUGACAAAGGGAUAUUUACAAUCAAACUUCCCAAGGAGACUCCUGGAGCAUACUUCGAAGGAUUAGACAUGUUGACAGCUCUGUUAGCACCAAAGAAAUCCAGAUCAGCAAAACCUUUAAUCCAAGAGAUAGGUUUGUAUGCUAAUAAUGCUGGAAAUGGCGAGGAGGAGGAAGAAUUUGAUUGGGAAAUUGAACAAAUUCCAUAUGAGGAAAGCAGAGAGGACUGCUUAUGUUCUUCUUGUGGCUAUGGAUUUGGAAAUCAGAAAUCAGGAGUUUUUAGACGUCUUCAGGAAGAACUUAGUGAAGUUAUUGACAUUAAGAAUCCAGAUGCAACCCCCACAGAUGAACGCAGAAAGCAACGGCUGGUGGCGGAAGGGGCCAAAUUUGAUCCUGAUCACUACCUUGCUGACGUUUUUGAAGAUGAAGCUAUUCACCAUCUGCUGAAGUACAAGCCGUGGUGGGUUAAAGCCUGUGCUAAAAAGAUGGAUUCUGAGAAACACAGUCCUCCAGAUGAAUUUAAGCAAACGGCAAUUGUGUCUUUUACAGAGGAAGAGAAAGAGCAGCUUAGAAAAUUCACUAACAGAACAUACUUGCUCGACAAAAGAACCUGUCACCAAGUAUAUCUGAGCUUACUUGAUAUCCUUCUGGCAUAUUGCUAUGAAGUCUAUGCUACUGAAGGUGAAAAGAAUGUUGAAUCGCCUUGGAAUAUCCGAAAACUGAGUGCAACCCUGUGCUGGCUGGAGAGCUUUACUAGUGUUACUGAAGUCCUGGAAUCCUUUGGAAGAAGAGUUUUAUGCUAUCCUCUCUACAGACACUUCAGUUUAGUGACGCGUGCCUUAAAUGAUACUGUCCUGAUACUACAACUAGGCAAAAGUGCAGUUUUGAAGUGUCUUUUAGAUAUUCACAAGAUUUUUCGAGAAAAUGAUCCUGCAUACAUUCUCAAUGAUCUCUACAUCACAGAUUACUGCAUUUGGAUUCAAAAAGCCAAGUCACAGAAAUUGGCAGCCCUUGCCCAACGCGUGCAGAAAGCAGAGCUGAAUAAGGCCAAAUUAGGCUUCGAACUAGACGAGCUGGAAAUGGCAGCACGGCUCGUACGGGAGGAAGAAAAGGAGUUAAAAGCUGCUGGCGUAGACAUUUCCAAGCAGCAGCAGCUGCCACCUCCUCCCUCCAGAAGAGAAAUGAGUGGCUCUGAAGACUCAAGCAGCACUUCAUCAUACGAGACAGAAGGCUCCGAUUCGGAUGAACAAGAGUCCUCAGCCAGUGAAGAUGGGAAAAUAAAUCCUUUACAAAGCACGCCUGGAGAGGAGAGGACAGCCCCACUCAUUGGCUGUAAUGGAUUAAGGCGAGACACAGACACUUUGACGUUAGACGCUAGUAAUGAAAAAUCAAAGGCUGCCUUACGAUCUACAUCUGUUCCUGGGAAACUGAUAGAAGAAUUAGGAAAUCGAAUGCAGGCUGCAGCGAGGCUUACGGAACAACCUGAAGGAUCGCUGCCUGGCAGUGAUGGCAGCGGUUCUUUGCAAGAGACGGGAACGAGCCGCACGGCUGAACCCCCAGGACUUUCACCAGACCGUAAUGGAGACGGAGGUUUCUUGGAGGUGACUCCAAAGCCUAGUCCUCUUCUCGUUCUGGGCGCCGCAGAUGAAGAUGCAACUUCCUAA
Messenger RNA from Euleptes europaea (tarantolino), 1888 nucleotides. It is a transcript of the gene SHQ1, whose product is annotated as SHQ1, H/ACA ribonucleoprotein assembly factor. The transcript has 11 exons. Gene Ontology annotation, biological process: box H/ACA snoRNP assembly. Gene Ontology annotation, cellular component: cytoplasm; nucleoplasm. Bases 32 to 1888 code for a protein of 618 amino acids. NCBI's taxonomy places the organism in Eukaryota, Metazoa, Chordata, Lepidosauria, Squamata, Sphaerodactylidae. The record is from RefSeq and is a predicted model, not a curated record.